AUGGCCGACUCUGAGCGCAAAAACAUCGUCAUUGUCGGCGGUGGCAUCAUCGGCUGCACGACCGCAUACUUCCUGACCCGCCACCCAAAAUACAAUCCUGACCUGCACAGCAUCCACCUCCUCGAGGCCACCGGUAUUGCCAGCGGCGCUUCAGGCAAAGCCGGCGGGUUAUUAGCGCUGUGGGCAUACCCCCAAUCUCUUGUGCCGCUCAGUUUCAAACUCCAUGCAGACCUUGCGAAGGAGCACGACGGGGCGCGUAGAUGGGGCUACAGAGGCGUAGGGGUGGGUCAGAUCGAAUUGAAGGGCCGGCAACUCACUGGCCACGAGAACGUGAUCGCCCAAAGGGGUGUCGUGGAUGGUGAGGCCCAUUCCAGUGAUCCCACCAGCCAGGUCGACGGCAAGGGGGACGACAUCCGCGGCAUUCAUCGCGCCGACGUAGCCAGCGACGGGAACGUGAAUCCAGAGUCGGACCCCUCACGCGUGAGUCUCCAGAAGAGGAGCCAAGCCUCGUACGCCAACCUGCGCAAGGCCGGCCUCCCAGACGACCUGGACUGGGUGGCCGACGAAUGCGCCCUCGCGUACGAGAGUAUGGGCUCGCCAAGGGAUACCGCGCAAGUCCAUCCCUAUCAGUUCACGACAUCAAUGGCAGCGCUGGCGGAGGAAAGGGGUGCACGUAUCGUUGUCGGAGUCAGUGUCGAUACCAUCGAACCAGCCCACUCAGACUCAGGGCACGUGGUGCACUAUACUCGUGGCGCUACCGGUGCAGGUAACGGUGCCGACAACGCAGGGGAACCGCAAGCGCAAUCUCUACACGCCACAGACGUGAUCAUCACGGCCGGCCCGUGGACACGCACCGUCUGGCCAGGCACACCCAUCUCAGCGCUAAGGGCACAUAGCGUGACGAUCCGACCCUCGCGGCCCGUGUCGGCGUACUGCCUCUUCACGUCGCUGUUGCUGCCCAAGAAGUUCAAGCCCCACGGCAAAAGCCGAGCCAGCCACGUCACGCCCGAAAUCUACGCUCGGCCGAACGACGAGCUCUACGCGUGCGGCGAGGGCGAUCACCUCGUCCCACUCCCUCGGUCGACUGCCGACGUCGAGGUCGACGACUCGCGGUGCCAGGACAUUGUGGACUAUUGCGCCAGUUUUUCGGACGAGAUGCGCGACGGACACGUGCUGGUCAGGCAGGCGUGUUACCUGCCGCAGGUGGAGAGGGGGAGUGGGCCGCUUGUGGGCAGGACGAACACCAAGGGGGUUUUCAUCGCGGCGGGGCAUACGUGCUGGGGCAUUCAGAAUGGGCCGGCAACUGGUAAACUGAUGAGUGAGUUUGUGUUUGAUGGGAGGGCGGGGAGUGCGGAUGUGGGAAGCUUGGAUCCAAGGAGGGUGUUGCGGUGA
This is a messenger RNA of Cladophialophora yegresii CBS 114405, 1392 nucleotides long. RefSeq lists its product as uncharacterized. NCBI's taxonomy places the organism in Eukaryota, Fungi, Ascomycota, Eurotiomycetes, Chaetothyriales, Herpotrichiellaceae. The record is from RefSeq and is a predicted model, not a curated record. Gene Ontology annotation, biological process: retrograde transport, endosome to Golgi. The transcript has a single exon. Gene Ontology annotation, cellular component: late endosome; cytoplasm. Bases 1 to 1392 code for a protein of 463 amino acids. Gene Ontology annotation, molecular function: oxidoreductase activity.